AUGGGCAGUAAUAUUAUUAUGCUCGUCUUUUUAAUCUUGCUGCUGUUUCUUGAUCCUUGUUUUUCACUGCCAUUAUGUACUGAUUCAAGAGCACCCUCAACUCCAAAAGCUAAGCUGGAGUUUUGUUCAUAUAAUGGAACCGGUUGCUGCAACAAUGCUGAUGAUCUUCGCUUGAAGAAGCAAUUCGAGUCUAUGAAUGUUUCUGAUUCUGAUUGUGCUUCUCUUCUGAAAUCCAUCCUUUGUGCAAGGUGUGAUCAAUUUUCAGCUGAGCUAUUUAGAGUCGAUUCUAUUCCCCGUCCAGUUCCUGUACUUUGCAACUCUACAAUUUCAGCCAAUUCGACACAAUCUAGCCGAGCUAAAAACAACUUUUGUUCGAAAAUAUGGACUACUUGUCAAAAUGUAUCUGUGCUAAAUUCACCCUUUUCGGGGUCAUUACAAGGUCGAGCUGGAGCACCGGUAGUGUUGAACUCAACUAAAUUAACAGAUGUGUGGCAAUCACAAAAGGAUUUUUGUGAUGCGUUUGGUGGAGCUUCUGAUGAUGAAUCUGUAUGUUUCAAUGGAGAACCUGUCACCCUGAAUAGUACGGGAAUUCCAAGUCCUCCGAGUGGUAUGUGCCUCGAGAAGAUAGGGAAUGGAUCUUACCUCAACAUGGUUCCUCAUCCAGAUGGCUCAAACCGCGCGUUCUUCUCGAACCAGCAAGGGAAGAUUUGGUUAGCUACAAUUCCUAACGAGGACUCGGGAGAAACACUAGAACUCGAUGAAUCCAAUCCUUUCCUAGAUUUAACCGAUGAAGUUCACUUCGAUACUCAAUUUGGAAUGAUGGGAAUAGCGUUCCAUCCGAAAUUCUCGGAGAACGGCCGGUUUUUUGCUUCGUUCAACUGUGAUAAGGCAAAGUGGCCGAAGUGUGGAGGAAGAUGUGCGUGUAAUUCAGAUGUGAAUUGUGAUCCCUCGAAACUAGGCAAUGAUAAUAGUGCACUGCCGUGUCAAUAUCAGGCUGUGAUCGCCGAGUUCACGGUCAAUGGUACUGCAUCCCAGCCUUCUAUGGCAACAAAAGCCAUACCUUCAGAAAUCAGAAGGGUUUUCACCAUGGGACUUCCUUUUACAGCACACCAUGGGGGCCAAAUUCUUUUUGGACCAAAAGAUGGAUACUUGUACUUCAUGAUGGGGGAUGGCGGGGGUACGGGCGAUCCAUACAAUUUUUCUCAAAACAAGAAAUCUUUGCUCGGAAAAAUCAUGAGACUUGACAUCGAUACCACACCAAGUGCUAAAGAUAUCAGUCAGCUUGGCUUGUGGGGUAACUAUUCUAUACCCAAGGACAAUCCUUAUACUGUAGACACAGAUUUGCAGAAAGAAAUAUGGGCUAUAGGACUACGAAAUCCUUGGCGCUGCAGUUUCGAUUCUGCAAGGCCUUCUUACUUUAUGUGUGCAGAUACAGGGCAGGAUCAAUAUGAAGAAGUGGAUGUGAUUACCAAGUAUGGAAAUUAUGGAUGGCGAGUAUACGAGGGCCAUUAUGUUUACACUCCUCCGGCUACACCUGGUGGAAAUACUUCAGUGAAAUCCAUAAGUCCGAUUUUCCCUGUGAUGGGUUACAACCACUCUGAUGUAAACAUAAAUGAAGGCUCAGCAUCAAUCACCGGUGGCUAUUUUUAUCGGUCUAUGACUGAUCCUUGCUUAUAUGGAAGGUAUUUGUUUGCAGAUCUUUAUGCAGGUGCAAUAUGGACAGGCACCGAGAAUCCCAUUAGCAGUGGGAACUUCAGUAGUAACAAGAUAAAUUUCACUUGUGCUUCUGAUUCUCCUUUAAAAUGCACCUUUUCUCCUGGAAGUUCAUUUCCAGCUUUGAGUUACAUUUUCUCUUUUGGCGAAGAUAACAACAAGAAUGUCUAUCUCCUCACCGAUAGUGGAGUUUACAGGAUUGUCCGUCCAAGUCGUUGCCAAUACGCAUGUGCUAAGGAAAAAGACGUGAAAAUUGCAUCCCCAGGUCCUGUUUCCUCCCCUCCUUCGAAAGCAAGCCAGUCGAGAAGUCCAUGCAAGAGUCUGUUGACUCUUCUCUCAUUGCUAUGCUUAUUGCUUAGAAAUAGUCAUUGGCAAGCUCAAAGAUUUGCUGGUAACUCACAAGUCAUGAAGAAUGGUGCUGGUCCAGUUUCAGCAUUUCCCGGCACGUUGGACAAGAAUAAUGUCGUAGUCUCAUCAACAAUGCAACAACUGUGUCAACAGAAUCUUAUGGUAUCUGACUCUAACCAGGAUGCCUCCUGUAGGGUAAUGGAACUGCAAUAUGCACUAGCCAACAAGGCAACAGGCAUAGCUUUACCUCUGCAAGAGGCGGAAAAAGAGGUGAUUAAGAAGAAGAAAAAUGGGCUUAGGCUUAAGGUUAAGAUUGAAAAUUCUUCAUUAACGAGAAAUAGUCAUUGGCAAGCUCAAAGAUUUGCUGGUAACUCACAAGUCAUGAAGAAUGGUGCUGGUCCAGUUUCAGCAUUUCCCGGCACGUUGGACGAGAAUAAUGUCUUAGUCUCAUCACCAAUGCAACAACUGUGUCAACAGAAUCUUAUGGUAUCUGACUCUAACCAGGAUGCCUCCUGUAGGGUAAUGGAACUGCAAUAUGCACUAGCCAACAAGGCAACAGGCAUAGCUUUACCUCUGCAAGUAAGCAUGCCUAUUUCUGUCCCAAAUGAAGGUGCCUUCUCCAAUACAUUACCUAGGUGA
This is a messenger RNA of Fraxinus pennsylvanica, 2700 nucleotides long. The record is from the annotation of a GenBank genome assembly. NCBI's taxonomy places the organism in Eukaryota, Viridiplantae, Streptophyta, Magnoliopsida, Lamiales, Oleaceae.